Paramecium octaurelia is the source of this 2406-nucleotide messenger RNA. NCBI's taxonomy places the organism in Eukaryota, Ciliophora, Oligohymenophorea, Peniculida, Parameciidae. The record is from the annotation of a GenBank genome assembly.
AUGUAAUUCACCUAUUAAUUGGGACUAAGUGCAGGCUUGUUCUACCUUUCACAGAUUCUGGUUACUCAUUCUAAGGAGUGUAAUCGACCAAAUUGUUUUUGCACAUAAAACUUUUAAUUCACUUAAGAGUAAACAUGGAAAUAGCCAGAUCAAGUUUUGAAACAAAAUCUUAAUUAAGUUCUUGGAGAAAUCUUAAGAUUGUACAACAUGCCAUAUCUUGAAAAUUCCCAAGAAUAUGUAAAGACAUUCUUAUAUAUCUAAGUUAUUAUUAUUGAGUAGAAUUGAAACUCAAUAUGGCAAUGACAAGUUGUUUGAAACUCUUUUGAGAAGCCAAAAGCUCAGCUCAACCAAAUUUUAUGGCUACACUGUGUUACCACAUCACUUUCGAAUCCAAGGUCAUAGAGAAAUGUUUUAUGAGAAAUUGCUUGAGAAAAUUGAAGGAGUACGAAUCAACAGUUAGAUUUAUUUUAAUUAUUGCAAUUUGGUCGAUCAAUUAGGCUCGUCGAUUAUUAAAUUACUAAAUUAAAGGUAAUAAAUUUUUGUAUUCUUGACUCUACAAUAUCAGAACCCACUCUAUUACUUAUAUCAUAAUAAGAUGUACUCUUACAUUAAACUUGUCUAAAAAUCAGAAAUUCUAUUGCAGGAUAUUCUGAGACUGAAUCCCCAUUCACUGGUGACUAAGAAUUUAUCUUAUGCUUUAUACUCUUUGGUCACUUUUCAAUAAGAAAAAUUGAAGCAAAUAACAUCCUAAUUGGUUUUAUAAAAUUUUAAAAUUGACAACCUAUGGAACACCUUAAACGAUAUGCAAUGCUGCUAUGUUUAAUGUAAAUACGACAAUGGAUUGAUCAUGCUAAAUCAUUCGAUUCUAUUUCCCAAAUUGAUGGAAGGUAUCAUUUUAAUUGAAUUUAAGAAACCGAAAUAAAAUCUGACUUAGUGGGUCAUUACAUAGAUAGGAUAUUGCCAAGUCCAGUUAGGGAGGUUCACUAGUAGUUUCUAAGAAGGUUGAUUGAAGAAGGGAAGCCGAGAUUGCUGAAUAAUGGGAUUCAGUAAUUUUACAUCACCACAAACAAAGGGUUUAUGAAAGAAAUUGAUAGUCUAGUUAGGUUGGGUCAGAGUAUGGAAUACCUAACAUUUAUGACAAUCAUGGGUUACAAGUAGGAGGAUAAUUGUGGGAAGAUCUUAUUGAGUUCGAAAGGCACUGUAUAUUCUUACUCGGAAUAGGCAGUAAAUUUACUUCAGUUGAAUAGAAUUUUGAAAUUGGAUCAUAAGAUUAAUUUAAAUUUUAAGAUUUGCAUACCCAUUUCUAGCAAUAUUAAUGAAUUGUGCAAUGGAUUUAUAAUUAUACCAAAGGUAAAUUUAAUGUAAUCAGAUUCAACCUUUAAAAAAAUACAAUCAAGUAACAUCAAUUAAGUUUCGUUUUAUAAGUAUUUUCUCAAACAUCCUAAAUAAUGCAGUGUAUUCAUUUCAAUUUAUAAAUUUUGUAAUUCAGCCUAUGAUGAUAACAAAUUAUAAUAUGAAACACUUUACAUUUUCCAGUCCAAUGAAAUAAAGGAUCUAGAAUUAAAAAUGAUAGCAUUAGAAUUGAUGUUUAAAUAAGUGAUGAUUUUGCAUAACAUAUAAUCUGAUACGUAUCAGACCAGUUACACUUCAUUUAAAUCAGUUAUACCUGAAACCUAUCAAAUUACUAAUAGUGGUAAGACUCAAUCUUAUUAGGAUGAAAUGAAUGAUAACAAUUUUGCUAUUAGCAAUGAAUCGAUACACAUUUAAUAGGAUCCCCUUAGUAUCUCGCUUCAUUAAUUUUUCAAAUAAGAAUCGAAUGAACAAAAAGUAAUAGUUAAUUAGAAUAAUCAUUCUUCCAUCAUUGCAAAUUCUUUUCAAACCUAAGAUUUACUGAUCUCCCAACUCAGAAUUAAUGACGAAUUAAGCAAUAGAGAUAGUAGAAGAGAGCAUCUGUAACUGAUUUAAACACAUCAACAUAGUGUUGAGAUACAACCCCAUUAGCAUUUGGGUGUAAGGGACGAAGACGAUGUAGAAUCACCAGAAGAAUUGAAAGUAGAAUUGGAACUUUAAGUUUCAAUUAAAGAUCUAACUGAUCAAUAGAUGAAGGAACAAAUAGAGUGGAUAAAAUCAUAAGUUAGAGUGAAUAAAUAGUAAUUUCAAAAUAAGCAGUAACAUUUUGUACCGACUGCCUUAAAAAAGCGAUCUAAUCAUAAAUUAACACUCGAAUAAUAACCAUCAACUUCUAUCAAGAGUACAGACUCUUAAAAAGGUCUUAUAAAUCACAUAAUCAAUGGGAUGAUUCAGUCUAAUCCUCAUCAGUUUUAUAGUAUUUUAGUGGUUGCAUUUAUAUAUGCAAUAAUUUUAGUUAUCCUAGUGUUAUUAAGCAUCGUUGCAAUUAACAAUGAG